AUGCUGUCCUCGCGACCACCACCAGUUCCUCGCCUCCGGAUAGCGUGUCUCGCCCAGACAACUCGCUGCCACGCGCGCUGUGGUCCCGCCACCGUCGGGCGGUGUGGUGUCCGACAUGUAACCACGGCCUUGUUUUCUGGACCCUCUGCUGCGUCUGGAACGCGUGCGGCUCGUCUGGCUCCCUUGCAACACCUUCAGCUCCGCGGCAAGAAAACUACCGUCGUCAAGCUGGACGAGCUGCCACAGGGGCUGAUCGUACCACCAGAGACGCCGGCUCCAGUGGAACAAGAUGACGAGCCCCAGUACCCGACAGUGGUGCAGCAGGCCCGCCGCAACAUGCAGAAGUUUGACAAUUGCGUGCUGCUCACCCGUGUCGGCGGCUUCUACGAGCUGUACUUCGAGCACGCCGAUGAGUACGGCCCGCUCCUCAACCUCAAAGUCUCACAGAAGAAGACAAACGCCGGCCCCGUAUCCAUGGCCGGCUUUCCAUUCUUCCAGCUGGAUCGCUUUCUCAAGAUCUUGGUCCAAGACCUCAACCGCCAUGUAGCCAUUGCUGAAGAGUUCCCCAACGAUGCCUCGUCCAAGAUCAGGUCUGGUGGGUUGAUGCAUGACCGUCGAGUGGCCCGUAUUGUCACUCCCGGCACCCUCAUCGAUGAGAACUUCAUGGAUCCUUAUGCAAACAACUAUGUAAUGGCUGUUCAUCUGCCCGAGAAAGCGGAAUUAUCGGACCAUGUGAGCCGCCAAGCGGGACAGCAAGCCAUCAACACGCCAGACCCGGCCGAUGAUGUCCCGACCCAUAUCGGUCUAGCAUGGCUGGAUCUGUCGACCGGCUAUUUCUUCACUCAGCCGGCCACUCUAGCAUCGCUCGGCUCCGUGCUGUCUCGGGUGUCCCCUCGGGAGGUUGUUCUGGACAAGGCCCUCGAGUCUGCCGAGGAUCAGGGGAUCGCGUCUAUCCUGCAGGAGGAGAGCUACCUGGUGACGUACUCUCCCCAAGGUGAGUUUCAGUCGCUAGACGACUGGCAGCCCAUGCUGGAGGGUAAAAUCCCGGCGAAGGAGGCCAAAAAGUUUACAGAGGAGGAAGUAGAUGCCGGGAGUCUGCUGCUCCACUACGUGGGAGAUCGGCUUCAGGGGCUGAGCAUGAAGCUCCAGCCACCGGUUCGCCAUGUAAACAUGGAGGUGAUGAAUAUUGACAAGAAUACCAUGCGGUCACUUGAAAUUAAGGAGACUGUCCGGGAUGGCACGUUUAAGGGGAGCUUGUUGGCCAUCAGCUUAAUUUGUCUCCUAGGUUUCCCGUCAACAUCACUCAAAGCCAUCAACGCCAGACUUGACCUGGUAGAACGCUUCAUUCAAGACGAAGAACUUCGAGAUGCCAUCAUCGUCCUUCUCCGCAGAAGCCAUGACUCCCAGCGCCUCGUCCAAAAGUUCGCCCUCAACCGCGGCGAUGCCGAUGACCUACUCCAGCUAGCCAGCACAAUCAAAUCAACAGAGGACAUAGUCGCCCUCCUUGAAGCCUCCAUAGCCUCCCAACCCGAAGAAGCCAAACCAGCACCACCAGAAGAAGAUGCCACCCCGGAGGAAGAAGAAGAAGACGAGGACCCCCUCGCCACCCUCCUCUCCCGCAUCUCCCUCAAAUCCCCCCUCAAACUAGCCCACUCCAUCCGCUCCGCCAUCGAUGAAGAAAACCUAGUCCAGCAACACCAACUAGAAGACUCCCGCGCCGGCGAGCUCCUCUCUCUCGCCCAAGAAAUCGUUUCUUCCGAAGCCACAGAAGAAGACGGAACCAUCCUCCCCAAAUCCCGGCUCCCCUCUUCUUCUUCCCCUUCCCAAAAACCCAACCGGAGGAAGAUACCUUCAAUACGGGACCACUACUCGGAAGAAGCAGAACUCUUCAUCAUGCAACCCCGCGCCUCCCGCCUUUUGAGCUCACUGCACAAACAACUCGCCAGUCUCAAAUCCCAAAAGGAAGAGCUCUGCCUGUCUCUCCGUCGGGAGCUGAACCUCCCAUCCCUGACCUUGAAAUGGACACCCCAGCUAGGGCACAUCUGCCACGUCAAAGGUCGGGACUCUCUCUCCUCCCCUGUCUCUGACACCCCUUCCAUCAGGACCCUCUCCACCUCCCGCAGCACCCGCUCCUUUCACCACCCGGCCUGGUCAUCGUUGGGUGACUCCCUCUCCCAAACCCGCCUCGCUAUCAGAGCAGAAGAAUCCCGCGUUUUUGCGUCGUUGCGACAGUCGGUGAUUUUGAAUCUGGUAAAGUUACGACGGAACGCCGCCGUGCUAGACGAGCUAGACGUCCUCACCUCCUUCGCCUCGCUAGCCCGAGAGAAAAACCUCGUCCGCCCCAUCCUGAACACCUCCACCGCCACAAUAAUAGUAGGAGGUCGGCACCCCACCGUCGAGUCCGCCCUCCAAGAACAAGGCCGCACUUUUACCAAGAACGACCUUUUCCUUUCCUCCCCCCCCUCAUCCCCUUCCCAACACGGCCGCAUCUGGCUCGUCACCGGCCCAAACAUGGCCGGCAAAUCCACCUUCCUCCGUCAGUCCGCCCUCAUCACGAUCCUCUCCCAGAUCGGCUCCUUCAUCCCAGCAGACCACGCCCAGCUCGGCCUGGUCGACGCAAUCUUCUCCCGCCUCGGCUCCUCGGACAACCUCUACGCCUCCCAGUCCACCUUCAUGGUCGAGAUGCUCGAGACCUCCACCAUCCUCCGCCAGGCCACCCCCCGCUCCUUCGUCAUCAUGGACGAGAUCGGCCGGGGUACAACGCCACAAGACGGAACCGCCGUCGCCUUCGCCUCCCUCCACCACCUCGUCAAGGUCAACAGAUGUCGUGCGUUAUUCGCUACUCACUUCCACGACAUCGCCGGUUUGAUCAAAGAACAAAACCUGACCGUCCAAGACGGGGGGCAGGAUGGAGCGGUGGAGAUGUACUGUACCGAUGUGGAAGAAGACGAAAACGGGGGGUUCGUCUAUGUGCACAAACUCCAAAAGGGCGUCAACAGGACGAGUCACGCGCUCAAGGUCGCGAGGUUGGCUGGGUUGCCUGACAAGGCUAUUCAAGUUGCAAGAGAAGUGUUAGAAAGGAAUGGGCUAUAG
This is a messenger RNA of Podospora anserina S mat+, 3093 nucleotides long. RefSeq lists its product as uncharacterized. Gene Ontology annotation, cellular component: nucleus. The transcript has 3 exons. Lineage: Eukaryota; Fungi; Ascomycota; Sordariomycetes; Sordariales; Podosporaceae. Gene Ontology annotation, molecular function: mismatched DNA binding; ATP-dependent DNA damage sensor activity; ATP binding. Gene Ontology annotation, biological process: mismatch repair. The record is from RefSeq and is a predicted model, not a curated record. The coding region runs from base 1 to 3093 and encodes 1030 amino acids.